Molecule: messenger RNA, 1176 nt
Organism: Dalotia coriaria
Lineage: Eukaryota; Metazoa; Arthropoda; Insecta; Coleoptera; Staphylinidae
Product: sperm-associated antigen 7
Exons: 5
Coding region: 200-922 (240 amino acids)
Molecular function (GO): nucleic acid binding
Source: RefSeq, a predicted model, not a curated record
CUAUCACUAAACAUUCAAUCCAUUCAUCAAAUUCCUAUCCGAAUAUGCCUAGUACCGCCCUGCGCACUUCGUUCCAAAUUUGUUUUGAUGUGUGCCGCGCGCAACCUCCUCCUGACCGACCCAAACAAACACAUUCCCUCCGGAAGUGUGAAAACCUCUGAAUUUUCAUAAAACACCCUGACAAUCACCGCCCGUCGCCAUGGACCUCCUCGGGUCGAUCAUGAACUCGAUGGAGAAGCCUCCGUCGCUGAGCGAAAAGGAGCGUGACAUAAUGAAAAAACGCAAAGCUGAGUAUGAAAAACGCAAAGAAGCAGAGAAACAACGCUUCAAACAGUUCAAGGAGGACAUUGAGAAGAAGUGUCACACAUAUUUUGCUGAUCCAAAGAAUACUUAUUUGAAGUUCCAACCAAUGGACCACAUUUACAGGAGUAUUAUUCAUGAAAUAGCAGAAUCACAAGGUUUAAUCUCUUACGCCUUUGGUACAGACGGUGUAGACCGAUACAUACGCAUAUAUCGCAAAGAAAACGCGCCGUGUGAGGAUGAACUCGCUGUAAGACGCCGUGGAGAUCCUUGGAAUGAAGAAAUUAGACAACAAUUGAUUGAAAGUAGAAAACAAGAACAACUAGAAGUCGUUGACGACACAAAACGCAAACGAAAAUCAGAGAAAUUCAUACCAAACAGUAACUACAAAGAUAAAUACGCGCACCUCAUCGGUCAGGACGCCGCACUGGAAGCAGCGAAGAAGACAGAAACAAAUAAGAGCUACGGAUUUGUUCCUAGUGAAAAUAAAAAAGAUCAACGCUCCAUAGAACAAACGCUCAUCGAUAUCCGAGCAAAAAAGCGACAAAAACUGACUCAGGAAAGCGAUCAGGAGCAUCCGGACGCAUCAAAGUCGUCAAACACGAGUCAAACGACUCUGUAGGUAUGCUGUUUAGUUGAUUUAACUUUAGAAUGCAUAAUUUAUUUAUAAUUUUAACUCCUUAAACGAUUACACUUGCGCGAAUCAUGCGAAUAACGCAGAUGGUUUUCUUUGUUUUUGUGUGUCUGUUGUUACAUAAAGCUAGAAAUUGAAAACGUAUUACCUCUGAUUAUAAAUAUUCGCUGGAGGAAUAUUUAGUGAUGUUACGCUUUGUCGGCGAGAUGCCCUGCAAUAAAGCCGCGUUCUCCUUCUUCAAA